This is a messenger RNA of Pseudomyrmex gracilis, 2890 nucleotides long. RefSeq names its product WD and tetratricopeptide repeats protein 1 (gene adp). Gene Ontology annotation, biological process: negative regulation of fatty acid biosynthetic process. The coding region runs from base 528 to 2525 and encodes 665 amino acids. Gene Ontology annotation, cellular component: cytoplasm; Cul4-RING E3 ubiquitin ligase complex. The transcript has 15 exons. NCBI's taxonomy places the organism in Eukaryota, Metazoa, Arthropoda, Insecta, Hymenoptera, Formicidae. Gene Ontology annotation, molecular function: protein binding. The record is from RefSeq and is a predicted model, not a curated record.
AAUUAUGUAUGUGCGUACAUACAUGUAUACGAUAUACAAUCUUAUGUCUUAUGAUUUCUUAUGCUUUAUUGUUUAUCAUGUAAAAUCAUGAUUGUGCAAUUAUGUGUUUAAAGUAAUCGCGCACGAUAGAUACGUAUAUUUUUAACGAAAGUAAAUACUUGUACGAGAUGUACGAAUUGUGAUGUAUGUAAUGUUACAUUCAAAAUACAAAAUUUUUUAAAUUAAAAAUUAAAGUUGAAAGUAACGAAUUAAGUUUUUGCAUACAUUUAUUAUCAGUAUCAGUAUCUUUGAUAAAAGAGAAUAGCACAUUAUAAAGAUGUCUAAAAUAAAUACUUGAAUUUUUCUUGAUUAGAAAUUAUUUGAAUAAAUCAAAAGCACGCGAUAUUGGAUGUAUGUAAUAGUGUGUUUCUAUUGCUUAUUUGAUUGUGUAUCAAUAUGCGGUGUUGAAAACAAGAUUAUGAAAUUUCUUUGUGUAAGGAAAUAUUAAUUUAUAUUGUGCCAUAAUUAGUAGUGAAUUAGAUAUUGUAAUGUUUCCUAGCAUACAGAAGAAGGACUAUAGAGUCCUAAACUUACUACAUCAGAGAGAAAUACAAGAUUCAGUAGCAAGUAUAAUUCAGCAAAGACUACAAAUUACUGAUAAUCUGAUAUUACGUUUAGGUUUAGAAAAAGAAUUGAAAGGUCAUACAGGAUGUGUUAAUUGUUUAGAAUGGAAUGAGACUGGACAAGUCCUUGCAUCUGCAUCAGAUGAUAGGAAUAUUGUAUUAUGGGAUCCAUUUCGUUAUGAAAAAAAAUUAGUACUACAGUCAGGUCAUAAUGGAAACAUUUUCUCUGUAAAGUUUAUGCCAAAACCAUAUGACGAUAUACUGGUAUCAGGUGCUGGAGACUGUAGAAUUCGGAUGCACAAUGUCAAAACAGCUGAGCCUACAUUUGUAUGCAAAUGUCACAAACAACGUAUCAAGCGUAUUGCUACUGUGCCUAGUGUGCCAUUCUUGUUUUGGAGUGUAGGCGAAGAUGGUCUUGUCUUGCAGUAUGACGUCCGUAUGCCACAUGUUUGCAGAACUAAUGAUCAAAGUGUGCUUGUAAAUCUUAUAUAUCAUAUGGGUCACGGCGCAGAAGGCAAAUGUAUUGCUGCAAAUCCAAGAAAACCUGAACUGAUAGCCAUCGGUGCUAACGACGCCUACAUUCGUAUGUAUGAUCGGCGAAUGAUCAAACUGUCACAGCUUCCUUCAAUUCAUCCUGCACAUGAAAACACGGAUUUGGUGAAUACAUAUCGACCAAGCGAUGGCGAUCCGAAUCCGAAUGAUAAUAUUUCACAGGAUGCUGCACAAUACUUCAUCGCCGGUCAUCUACGUUUCCGUGACAGUAAUAAUAAAAGUAUUACAACUACUUAUUUGACGUUUAGCCAUGAUGGAAAUGAAUUACUUGUAAAUAUGGGUGGUGAACAGAUUUACUUAUUCGAUAUUACUGAUUCAACCAAUUCAAGAAUAUUUUAUGAUGGUUCAUUUAGAGAACAUCCAGAUUUAAUCGAACGACAAUUGCAAAGGCAUUAUGUGCAACAAAACAAAGUAGACAACACUGAUAAUUUUGCUGAUAUAAAUGUAAAGAAUUUGCCACCACAUGUUGAAGAAUUAAAACGCGAAGCAAAUGAAGGUUAUGAGGAAAAGAAAUAUUCCCUAGCGAUUAAGUUGUAUAAUAAAGCAAUUAUUCAUUGUCCAACAGCAGCGACAUUAUUCGCCAAUCGGGCAGCUGCUUACAUGAAACGUAGAUGGGAUGGUGAUAUUUAUGCCGCUUUACAAGAUUGUAAGACAACGUUACUUCUUGAUCCGGAACAUGUAAAAGCUCAUUUUAGAAUGGCGCGUUGUCUGUUUGAUUUAAAUCGCGCGAGUGAAGCAGACAGAGUACUCAGUAGCUUUCAACAGAAAUUUCCGGAAUACACUUCUGCUUCAACAUAUAAAGCAUUGCAGAAUGAUGUAACAAAAGCUAUCGAUGCCGGAAGAGAUGUUACACAAACUAAUCAAGUAUAUUACUCUCUAUCAGAAUGUGAACAAAAAUGGAGACGAAAUGCAAUUGAUUACAAAAUGAGAUUUUGCGGUCAUUGUAAUACUACAACCGAUAUAAAAGAGGCAAACUUCUUUGGAAACAAUGGCCAGUAUAUAGUGGCUGGAUCAGAUGAUGGUUCCUUUUUCAUUUGGGAUUAUAAUACUAGCAAUAUCUUACGUAUACUUCGAGGAGAUAAUAAAAUUGUCAAUUGUUUACAACCACAUCCAUCUACCUGCUUGUUAGCCACCAGCGGUAUCGAGUCAGUAAUUAGAUUGUGGAGUCCACUACCAGAGGACGGUACUAUAAAUGAAAGAGACAUUCAGAAUUUGGAUGAAGUUGCAUCAGCCAAUCAGUUACGCAUGAACAGGGAUCCUUUCGAUUUGAUGCUCACGAAUAUGGGAUACAGAUUGCCAUAUGAGUUUAAUGCCGAUGAUGCUGAAGAUCAACAAGAACAAGAGAUAGCUUGGAAUUGUAGACCAAGCUAAAUAUUAUAAGAUAUAUAAAAUGGGAUAGUGAUUGAAUAUUUGGAAAUUUAGCUAUAUUUAUAUGUCCAUACCUACAGAUACAUACACAUACACAGUAUAUUACAUAUUUUACACUAUACUAAUGUUGCGAAUGAAAACUUAAGAGAUAAAGCGAUAAUCUCUAACUAUGUUAUCAACUUGCAGACAUAUACUGCAACUUUUAACAUGCGAGUCUUUAGUGUAAACAAAAUGUAUCACAAAAUAGUUGCGCAAUGAUGUUAACAAUAACGUAAUUGUUGUUAUAAGUUAUAGAAUAAAGAAGUUGGAUAAAUUUUGGAUUUAACAUUAAGAUACACAUUGAAGGGGGGAGGAAGAAGGAAGGAGAG